CCGUGCUCCUCAGCUUCCCAGCUGCUGCUCCAGAAAGAUGAUUCAAAUAGUGGUGCCAUUACUACUAUUGCUGGCACUGAAGAACACAAAUGGAGAGCCAAAAGUUUUUUUUAAUAGAACAGAAGUGCAAAUUCAUAUGGACGAAGUUGUACCUAUUUCAUUUACUAUUGAAAGCAUAAGCAAUGAUAGUACUAUAAGCAACUUUCGUGCCACUAGUUCAAACUUGUAUGUAGUUAAAUUAGAUGUACCAAGCUUUAAUUCUAGUUUGAUUCAUAAUGGCUCUUACAAGAGUUUCAUCAAUGCCACCGGUAUUUUCCUCGGCAAUGCCAAGAUUAAUAUGUCAGUUAUUGUUAAUGGGAAACAGGUAGUAUCAGAAGCAAUUAACGUCAUAGUAAUUCGGAGUGUAAGACUAGUUGAUAAACUUUUUACAGCAAGUGUAGCGAUACUAGUGUCCAUAUUAUACAUAAAUUUCGGAUGCGCAAUGGACUGGGAUUCUUGCAAAAAGACAAUAAAAAGACCCGUUGGACCAUUAAUAGGAUGCUUUUGUCAAUUUCUCCUAAUGCCAAUGAUAAGCUACUGCCUUGCAAUCGUGUUAUUUCCCGAAUCUCCAGAAAUGCAGCUAGGAAUAUUUUUCACUGGAAUCAGUCCAAGCGGCGGUGCUUCUAACAUUUGGACCAUGUUGCUUGGUGGAAAUCUGAAUUUAUCUGUAACAAUGACCACUUUGUGUACACUUGCUGCAUUUGGUAUGAUGCCACUAUGGAUUUUUACUCUUGGCAAACAUAUUUUUGACAGAGGCAAUUUAGCUAUGCCUUAUGACAAAGUAGCUACUUUUGCUAUUGGUCUCAUUAUACCACUGGCACUUGGAUACUUUAUCCAGAAAAAAUUACCGAGGCUAUCAAAAGUCUUGGUGCGCAUGAUGAAGCCUUUUUCUCUGGUCCUUAUCAUUUUUAUCAUUGUUUUUGCCAUUGUCACUAAUCUAUACUUGUUCAAGCUUUUUUCCUGGAAGAUUAUUUUAGCUGGAAUGGGACUACCAUGGCUUGGAUUCCUUUCGGGUAUGCUAGUUGCAAUUUUUUUUCGUCAGUCAAAUCAGGAUGUAAGGGCGAUCGCCAUUGAAACAGGCAUACAAAAUACGGGAGUUGCUAUAUUUUUACUCAGAUUCAGUCUGAAACAACCGGCUGCGGAUUUGACUACUGUUGCUCCAGUAUGCUGUGCUAUAAUGACUCCGUUGCCUUUGCUGAUACUAUACAUCGUGAAAAUUAUUUUGGAUCGAAGAAAACAACUAGCCGCUUCGAGUGAUAAUCUACGAUAAUCCGAAUAAUUUAUUGAGCUCGUCAUCGUACUCUUCUACUAGACUCAGUCAAACAGUGGAAUAAGGAAAAAUUUAUAAGUACUUACAACUGGUUGUGGGAUUACACCACUGAUUGUUAUCUAAUCAAGUGGUUGAAUCAUCAAGAAACAUACAAACAUUUAUAAUGAUGUUAUGCUGUAACUGUGUGUACAAAUUUGUUGUUAGUAUAGAUUAUAGAUUUUAUUAUUACAA
Messenger RNA from Copidosoma floridanum, 1540 nucleotides. Its product is annotated as ileal sodium/bile acid cotransporter-like. Gene Ontology annotation, cellular component: membrane. The record is from RefSeq and is a predicted model, not a curated record. Lineage: Eukaryota; Metazoa; Arthropoda; Insecta; Hymenoptera; Encyrtidae.